Messenger RNA from Rhododendron vialii, 3237 nucleotides. RefSeq lists its product as uncharacterized. The record is from RefSeq and is a predicted model, not a curated record. Bases 141 to 314 code for a protein of 57 amino acids. The transcript has a single exon. Lineage: Eukaryota; Viridiplantae; Streptophyta; Magnoliopsida; Ericales; Ericaceae.
ACACAGUUGUCAAGUCUUGGGCAAGGCGUCACGCAAAACCUUUAUAAAUCCAACCUCUGGAGAAGGAAAAACCCUAAGACGAAAGAAGCUCCCGGUUCUACGUACAAAUCGCUGUAUCUAUACCCUAGGAUCGAUCUCCGAUGGGUAUAAUCAGAACUGCUUUCAAACUAACGGCGGGGACGAUGUUCGGAGUGUACGUAGCUCAAAACUACGACGUUCCGAACAUAAAGAAGCUCAUCAACACGGGGCUCGUGUUCGCGAAGCACCUGGAGGAGAAUUACCGGAAGCCGAACAAGAAGGACGAGGAUAAUUGAUCGGGAAACAGUUGAGGUUUCGUUCGACUCAGAGUUUUUUUUUUCUUCCUAAUUUUUGAAGUUUCUGUUUUGGUCCUGUAGUUGAAAUCCUAUCAUCGGUGAGGGUUUUGUUAGUGAUGAUGAUCGAAACGAUGAAAUUUGACUGGAAUUCUGGAUUAUAUGGAUAGUGAAAAGUUGAAGAAUUUUGGUUAUGUGUUAGGGUGUUUUCCUGUUUUAACUUUGAACUCUGUGUGUUAUUUUUAUGUCUUGCCGAGAAAGUACUGGUCUUACUGGAAAAGAAAAGGAAAAAAAAGGUACUAAACGAUACAAUCCAGUGUUUACAUCGGAGGGAGAGGAUUAAUAUCUUGCAUUUGAUUCCGUCUUUGUUUGAGGAUAGGACUGUAAACGAACUGAGAUGCUCACAAGCAGCUAAUGGCUCUGGUUGGCUUGUUUAGUAAUCGAGCCAAGCUCGACACUCAAAAGCUCGGCUUGUUUGUAUAGGCCGAUCGUUAGGUAAAUUAGCUAGGCUCGGCUUGGGCUCGUUUACAACCGAGCCGAGUUCGAGUUUUAGGCGCGUAUAGUAAAUGAGCCUAGCGAAUACUAUGAAGCUCGGCUUGUUUAGACUCCUAUUUGAGGACAUAAUUAAAGGUUUCAGUGGUGAAAACAUAUGAGAAUACUUUGCGUUUGAUUCAAUCAAGAUUAUUGCUUAAGUGGAUUGGAUUUAAGACAUUUAUGAGAAAUUAAUUGCAUUUGGUCCUCUUUGUUGAAAAUGGACUGGAAAGGUUUAGUUUCGAGAAUUGUGAGACGAAAGGAAAGAUUAUGUGACAUAUGUUCUAGUUUCUUACGAUGGGUUCACUGUCCCUGGAGUUCUUGUUAUGGUAGUACUCAAGAACUUAAUUGUAUUCAAGUCAACUUUUCAGAUUGAUCCAAGAAUGAUUUAAGCUUGUGGCUUCUUUUUAGUGCUAGUAUAACACAGACUUAACUGUAGAUUUUCUUUUUUUGGUGCAACGGAAAUUACAUUAAUUGACCAAACAGAAGCAGAGUCAUACAGACUAAAAUAGCAACAACUUAAAACAGAAAACUGAAGACCUAGGUUCUGAGAUGCCCGACACCUAGGCAGUCGGCGAUCACGUAUUCCCUUGCCACAAGGGGAACUUGCUCUGUGACGACUAAACUUUCAUAUUGUUCAGCUCCCAAUCGGGCUAGUCAGUCCGCCGUUUGGUUGGCUUGACAGAAGAUGUGGCUAAUUCUGGUUCCAGUUCAGGUUGCCAACAUUUUUGCGUCUUUGACUAGAAUGCGUUGGGGGUGAUCCAUAGCGGCGCCGCCAUUGACUAGAUUCACCGCAAUACAUGAGUCAGAUUAAAUCUUCACAUGCUGUAGCCCUUUUUCUUGAAUGAUUGUAAGUCCUAUGUACAUUGCCCAAAGCUCAGCUUCCAAGCUCAAGUUGCAUUCCAACUUUCCAUAAAACCCUAGAAUCCAUGCCCCUGCAUCGUUUCUGAAAACUCCUCGAAAUCCAGGUUUAUUGUUGGAGUCAUACCAACAUCCGUCCGUAUUUAGUUUUAUCUCUCCUCCACAAGGGAACCUCCAAACAAUUAAAUGAUUACUGUAGUACUAUCAGUUUGGAUGGGAGUUUUAAACGCUUCCCCAAUUUCCUUGGCAUAAGAGUUAAUAGCUUUGAGGCUCACUGCUGGUGGAAUAUUAACAUUAUUGAAACUCUGUUUUGUUUCUAUCUUUCCUAAUUUGCCAAAGAGUGGUAACAAAAACUGUAUUCCAAGGGAUAUCUCUAUCCUAACGAUAGGAGUGACUGGAUUUACCAUUAACUACAAUCCAAUCGUUAAGGGUUCUCCUGAGAAGGUUUCUAAUCCAGUUGUUGUGACAAAUAGAGGACUACAUGUCUUUGGCUUUGGGGCAUUCACGAAAUAGGUGACUCAAACUCUCAGGACUGGUAUUACAGCGAGGGCAAGCGCUCGAAAGGUUGAUUUUUCUGUUAGCUCUCAACGGGUUUGAUGGCAAUUUGUCAUCCGAAAUGAGCCAUAAGUUUUAAUUUCUUCCGGGAUUUUGAGCUUCCAGAACAAAAUCCAACCCUUCGUAUCCGUAUCCUCAAAAUUGAUUAGAUCAUAGGCAGCAGCAGUAGUGAAUCCAUUACUCCCAGGACUGGCCCAGGUAAGGUAGGGUGAUCAGGGGAAUUCGUGUAACUAGAGAGAUGUAUGUUAUAAAUGAUAUUCGUAUCCUGUUGAUCUACUAUGUGUGUGUGCUAUGUUUGAAAGAUCCCAGGUAUCAUUAUCAUCAACAAUCUCUUUUACCUUCGUAUUACCAUUAGUAUGGGGUCCCUGAUACUUUAAGAUAAGAGGGCCACUCCCACACCACCAGUCCUUCCAAAGAUCCACUUUGGAUCCAUCUCAAUGGUCCAUUUAUUCCCCUUUUGAUUAUGUGAUUGGUGUUGACCAUGCUACGCCAAACAUGUGAAGCAUUACGUUUUUGGUGCUAUCAGUGACGUCUACCAUACCUAACUAUACCAUCCAAUGGUCCAUUUAUUUGGUCUCUUAGCAUUUUAACCCAUGCAUGGUGACUUUCCAGCUAAGUUUGGUUAGGAGUGCCAAGUUUUGGUUUCUAGCUUUCCUGAUACCAAGUCCACCCCUAUCUUGCAUUUACAAACAGUAGUCCAAUUAACAAGGUGAAUGUUUUUGGUGCUAUCAGUAUCUCCCCAAAGGAAGUUUCUAUUAAUUCUGUCCAAAUUAUCACACACACUCACAGGGAUUUCCAUAGUCUGCAUGGUAUAGUUAGGUAUGGUAGACGUCACCGAUUGCACGAGAGUAGCCCUACCUGCUAAGUUCAAAACAUUAGCUUUCCAGCCAGCAAGUCUCCUGUGUACUUUUUCGACAAUAGGAUUAAAGUGCAGUCUGCUCAAUAUACUCUGAAGUAAAGGCACACCCAAGUAUUUCCC